Molecule: messenger RNA, 1842 nt
Organism: Peromyscus eremicus (cactus mouse)
Lineage: Eukaryota; Metazoa; Chordata; Mammalia; Rodentia; Cricetidae
Gene: Ciart
Product: circadian associated repressor of transcription
Exons: 7
Coding region: 314-1723 (469 amino acids)
Biological process (GO): negative regulation of DNA-templated transcription; circadian regulation of gene expression
Cellular component (GO): nucleus
Molecular function (GO): RNA polymerase II cis-regulatory region sequence-specific DNA binding
Source: RefSeq, a predicted model, not a curated record
GAGUUGCUGAGGGCUCCCACGUGCUGCGCCCGUGCGCGGAGGCGCUCGGAGGGGCCCACGUCCCCAGGCACCGCCUCCACGGCAUGGUCUCGCUCUGCACACUCCAGCCGCACCGUCUCCCGCGCAGCGCCGUCCUAUUUAAGGCGACGAGCUCCACCCUUUUCCGCCCCUUCCUUCAUUUUCACUUUUUUUUCCAUCCUCCUUUUUAUCACCGGAGGAGCCGCAUGUACGGGCGGAGCAUCGACUGCUUCCCUCCCAGCCAAUCACCACUCGGCUGCCUCUCUAUUGGCCGAGCCCCCGCGUGCGGUGGCAAAUGGGCUGUGAGUGUCGGUAUCUGGAGUCACGUGUUGCCGGCAAGCUAGCCAAUGAGAGCACAAGACCCAGGCGAGCAGACCAGAGCCGGGCGCACCGGAAGACUGACCCGGACCGAGAGAGUGGGCUUGUGAGACCGCAGAUCUGGGUGUUGAGAGGAAUUGCAUCACCUGGAAGGCGCGACCACAGACAGACUGACCGGCGCAGGGCGCCUGACGUUGCAGGUUCUGAUCUUUGGUACUACAAGAGCUGCUCUUCAGCCCCUGCUCCUGGGCCUAUGGAUUCUCCAUCUAGCAUUUCUUCUUAUUCCUCCUCCUCUCUCUCCUCGUCGUUUUCCACAUCCCCUGUGAGCAGUGACUCUGGCUUCCCCUCUGAUAAUGACAGGGAGGGCAAGAGCACCCAAGGGCUCAGGCCAGACGCUGUUGGGCAAAGGGGAGCCUCCCAGCCCAGUCCAGGCCCUAUCCGUUGCAGACAUCGACCCAGGAUUUCUAGUAACCAGCCUACAGCCUCUCAUCUGGAACAGCGAGGAUCUAGGGUCAAAAGAUCAAGAGACGGUGAAUUGGAGACCCGUCUACACACCCGGGGAUGUACCACAGAGGGAGACCUGCUUUUUGCUCAAAAGUGUAAAGAACUCCAAGGGUUCAUACGGCCCCUCACAGACCUACUGAAUGGACUGAAAAUGGGCCGCUUUGACAAAGGAUUGAGUAGCUUCCAGCAGAGUGUGGCCAUGGACCGGAUCCAGCGUAUCGUGGGGGUUUUACAGAAGCCUCAGAUGGGAGAACGGUAUCUAGGGACCUUGCUCCAAGUGGAAGGGAUGUUAAAGACAUGGUUCCCUCAUGUGGCUGCCCAGAAGUCAUCCUUAGGAGGUAGCAGGCAUCAGAUAAGCAAGCACUUUCCAAGCCACCAGAGUGACUCAGCUGCUUCCUCUCCUGCACCUCUCACGGAGAAGCUGGGCCAGACACAACUAGGACAUUUCGUUUUGAACCCGGAGCAGCCUUGGCAUCUUACAGAAUGGCCAGCGAUGAACCUCACCUGGAUUCACAGCACCCCCAUUUGUAACCCCCCCCUCAGUGCCCAAGGCUCCACCUCUGGCCACAGUUCCUCAGGCUCUGGGGCCAGCAUUGGUGUCAUCCUCGUCCUCCAGAAAGGAGGCCAGCCCUUCACCCGCUCUGCCCCAGGCACUCCCACCCCACCAGCCACACUGUCUCCUGUCACCCCUGGUGAGCUGAAGAGACCGUCUGGAGAUGGAGAGGGGCCUUGUUGCCACAGUUUGCCAGCAACGGUGCCACCAGACGGCAGCUGCACCCUCUGUCCCCCUGUCCUCCCUACCACUGUCGGAGAGAUGGCGGCAGGACCCCGAGACCCACACAUGAGCAGUCAUCCUGCAGCUGCCCCAGCCCUCAGCCCCUGACCCAGGCUUUGCAACUGUCCUCUGAGCUCCAACUUGUGUAAAUACAUGUUUGUGGGGGUUUUUUUGUUUUGUUUUUUACUUUUAAUGUAUUUGUGGUGAGGAAAAAGAAAUCCUUUCUG